Molecule: messenger RNA, 3331 nt
Organism: Lampris incognitus (smalleye Pacific opah)
Lineage: Eukaryota; Metazoa; Chordata; Actinopteri; Lampriformes; Lampridae
Product: coatomer subunit beta'
Exons: 22
Coding region: 112-2943 (943 amino acids)
Biological process (GO): intracellular protein transport; retrograde vesicle-mediated transport, Golgi to endoplasmic reticulum; intra-Golgi vesicle-mediated transport
Cellular component (GO): COPI vesicle coat
Molecular function (GO): protein binding; structural molecule activity
Source: RefSeq, a predicted model, not a curated record
GGAAGUUCCACGUCAGUGUCCAGCGCGUUCAGCCGGUCCGCGUACACCCCGGACCCCGAUCUCAGCUACGCACCGUACGUUCACGUCGUCGUGGCAACGCGGGGAUAAGACAUGCCUCUUAGGCUGGAUAUCAAACGGAAGCUGACAGCCAGGUCAGAUCGGGUGAAGAGUGUGGACCUUCAUCCAACCGAGCCAUGGAUGCUGGCUAGUUUGUACAAUGGCAGUGUCUGUGUGUGGAACCACGAAACGCAGACACUGGUCAAGACAUUUGAGGUGUGUGACCUCCCAGUCAGAGCCUCUAAAUUUGUGGCAAGGAAGAACUGGGUGAUCACUGGAGCGGAUGACAUGCAAAUUCGUGUGUUCAACUACAAUACGUUAGAGCGGGUCCACAUGUUCGAGGCCCACUCUGACUACAUCCGCUGCAUCGCUGUGCAUCCCACUCAACCGUACAUCCUCACCAGCAGCGAUGAUAUGUUGAUCAAACUGUGGGACUGGGAGAAGAAGUGGACUUGCAGCCAGGUGUUUGAGGGUCACACUCACUACGUCAUGCAGAUCGUUAUCAACCCCAAAGACAACAACCAGUUUGCUAGCGCCUCCCUGGACCGGACCAUCAAGGUAUGGCAGCUGGGCUCCUCCUCCCCCAACUUCACUUUGGAGGGCCAUGAGAAAGGAGUCAACUGUAUUGACUACUACAGUGGAGGCGACAAGCCCUACCUCAUAUCAGGGGCUGAUGACCGCCUGGUCAAGAUCUGGGACUACCAGAACAAGACAUGUGUCCAGACUCUGGAAGGCCAUGCCCAGAAUGUCUCUUGUGUCAGCUUCCACCCAGAACUGCCAAUUAUCAUCACAGGAUCAGAGGAUGGUACUGUACGUAUUUGGCACUCGAGCACCUACCGUCUGGAGAGCACACUGAACUAUGGCAUGGAGCGGGUAUGGUGUGUUAGUGGCCUUAGGGGCUCCAACAACGUGGCGCUAGGCUACGAUGAAGGCAGCAUCAUUAUCAAGCUUGGUCGGGAGGAGCCAGCGAUGUCCAUGGACACUAAUGGCAAGAUCAUCUGGGCCAAGCACAGCGAGGUGCAGCAGGCCAACUUGAAGGCUAUGGGGGACGCAGAGAUCAAGGAUGGAGAGAGGCUGCCGCUAGCAGUCAAAGACAUGGGCAGCUGUGAGAUCUACCCCCAAACCAUCCAGCACAACCCGAACGGAAGAUUUGUGGUGGUGUGUGGAGAUGGAGAGUACAUCAUCUAUACUGCCAUGGCGUUGAGGAACAAGAGUUUUGGCUCAGCACAGGAGUUUGUCUGGGCACACGAUUCCUCUGAGUACGCCAUAAGGGAAAGCAAUAGUAUCGUCAAGAUCUUCAAGAACUUCAAAGAAAAGAAAUCUUUCAAGCCAGACUUUGGUGCUGAAGGUAUUUAUGGAGGCUUCCUGCUCGGAGUGAGAUCAGUAAAUGGCCUGGCUUUUUAUGACUGGGAAAACACAGAACUAAUCCGCCGCAUUGAGAUCCAGCCAAAACACAUUUUCUGGUCAGACUCUGGGGAGCUGGUUUGUAUUGCCACAGAAGAGUCCUUCUUCAUCUUGCGCUACCUGGCUGACAAGGUUGCUUCCUCCCAGGAGUCCAACGAAGGAGUCACAGAGGACGGCAUUGAGGAUGCCUUUGAGGUCCAGGGUGAGAUUCAGGAGAUUGUGAAGACUGGACUGUGGGUUGGAGACUGUUUCAUCUACACCAGCUCUGUCAAUAGACUCAACUAUUUUGUAGGAGGAGAGAUCGUCACCAUCGCUCACCUUGACAGGACCAUGUACCUUCUGGGUUACAUCCCAAAAGAUGACCGUCUCUAUCUGGGAGACAAGGAGCUCAACAUCGUCAGCUACUCUCUGCUGGUCUCUGUUCUGGAGUACCAGACCGCUGUAAUGAGGAGGGACUUCGCAAUGGCCGACAAGGUCCUACCCACAAUCCCCAAAGAGCAGAGGACCAGGGUGGCCCAUUUCUUGGAGAAGCAGGGUUUCAAGCAACAGGCCUUGGCCGUAUCCACAGACCCAGAGCACAGGUUUGAGCUGGCCUUGCAGCUGGGGGAGCUGAAGAUAGCCUACCAGCUGGCUGUGGAGGCAGAGUCGGAGCAGAAGUGGAAGCAGCUGGCAGAGUUAGCCAUCAGCAAGUGCCAGUUCGGCCUGGCCCAGGAGUGUCUUCACCACGCCCAGGACUAUGGCGGCCUGCUCCUCCUUGCCACAGCCUCGGGCAACGGCGCCAUGGUGAGCAAGCUGGCUGAGGGCGCGGAGAGGGACGGGAAGAACAACGUGGCUUUCAUGACCUAUUUCCUGCAGGGGAAACUGGACCAGUGUCUGGAGCUGCUGAUCAGGACAAACCGACUUCCAGAGGCUGCCUUCCUAGCUCGCACCUACCUGCCCAGCCAGGUGUCCCGUGUAGUCAAACUGUGGAGAGAGAGCCUUGCUAAAGUCAACCAGAAGGCGGCUGAAUCCCUGGCAGACCCCACAGAGUAUGAGAACCUGUUCCCUGGGCUUAGAGAGGCCUUCUUAGCCGAGCAUUUCCUCAGAGAGACCUGCCUGGGCGACUCCAGGCCCGCCAGAGACUAUCCACUUGUCAUGCCCAAUGAAGACAGGAAUAUUCUAGAGGAGGCCCAGGGAUAUGAGCCCAAAGAAACCUUACCUGUUCCUGUCGCAAAGGAGUCAGAGGAGACCGAGGAGUCUACCUCAGCAGCAGAUCUGAUAGCGUCCAUGGCUGCGGCAGUGGUUUCCCCCAUCGUAGCGGCGAUAUCACAGCCUGAACCCGAAGACACUCCUGCUACACAAGAGGAGCAGAAAGAGGAGGAAGUCCCUGUCUCGUCACAGGAUAGGUCUCUGGAAGACCUGGAGGUGGACCUGGACAACAUGGAGCUAGAAGACAUCGACACCUCAGAUGUCAACCUCGACGACGACUUCCUAGACGACUGAGAUUCGCGUCCGACCCGUCUGCGUGAUUCACGAUGCUCGCCAGAAUUUAUUUAAUUAAAUGAGACCAAACCCCGAUUUCCCCCUUUUUUUUUUUUUUUAUUUGUACUUAAAGAUACGUGAUGAUGUCAUCUCCCCAGAAGCGAAAGGGUUUGAGUAGAUAAUGAUAAUGAUUUUCUUUUUCACAGAAGGAAAACCAAAUGUCUGUUUCAUACUCUAAAUUUUGUACUCUUUAUCUUUCAAUUGUUGGUUCAUCCAUUCAACAAGGACCUUAAUUUCACAAACUGCCUGUGCAUUGACCUAUAUAGUUUUCAUGUUGUAAUGCCCACAAAGCUAAAUCACUGUUCAUUUAGUGAAUUAAACUGCAGUUGCUGUAUAUAUUCACUUUCGA